AUGGAAGAGAAGUUGGAAGAGAAUGAAGACCAGCAGAAAGUUGAUGAAGAGGAGAAGAUAGCAUGUGAAGAAGAAGAUAAAGAAAAAGAGGUGGAGAAAAUUGAAGAGAAUAAAGAGGAGAAGCUGGAAGAGAAUAAAGACCACCAGAAAGUUGAUGAAAGAGAGAAGACAGCAUGUGAAGAAGAAAAUAAAGAAAAAGAGGUGGAGAAAAAUGAAGAGAAGCUGGAAGAGAAUGAACACCAACAGACUUUCGAAGAAGGUGUGACCAUUAAUGUGGCAGAAGUAGAAAAAAAUAUUGAAGAAGACACUGAUGAAAACUCAGUGGAUGUGAUGAACAUUAUUAGGCAAAUCAAUGAUGAAGUUAACAGUGAAGGUAAUGGUGAUGAGACAAACAAUUUAGAUGAAUGA
Molecule: messenger RNA, 408 nt
Organism: Solanum dulcamara
Lineage: Eukaryota; Viridiplantae; Streptophyta; Magnoliopsida; Solanales; Solanaceae
Exons: 2
Coding region: 1-408 (135 amino acids)
Source: RefSeq, a predicted model, not a curated record